Molecule: messenger RNA, 5172 nt
Organism: Lymnaea stagnalis (great pond snail)
Lineage: Eukaryota; Metazoa; Mollusca; Gastropoda; Lymnaeidae
Source: the annotation of a GenBank genome assembly
CAGCGACGUAGUGAUCUACAACAAGUGUCUGAAGGACAACAGGGAAAAGUUCCCUGCCAAUGCAAACUACAGAGUCUCGUUUGUCGAGUCGUUCUUCCCCAUCGACCAGGACAUUGAGCGAGCAGGCUACGCUUUUUGCGGUCAAGCACUACUAGCGGGUAAUGUCACAGUGGAGCAUAGAGACCGUCACAUACUAUUUUUUUUUAAAAAUAUAUAGUUAAUGAAACAACUAAAUGUGCAUUUUACCCAGCCUUCUCAGAUUUAUCGUCACACAUUUCCACUUUUUAUUCUUAUCUCUAUCAGCUCCCUCGACCUACGCGGUCAGUCCUAAGAAGAUGCUGCACUGCAAGAAGAAAGUCCAUGUCGAUAGAUGCGAGUGGGAGCCGGCGGUAAAAUAUAAUGAGUUAUUUGAUGCCAUCUACUACAAUGACACCGAGUGGAUCCAGGAGGUUGCGUGCGAGUAAGUCCUAGCACGACGACCGUAUCCAACAUUACGCAACCGUGACCUAACCGUAGCAGCAGUCAAUCAUGACUCCAGUGGCAAUGGCGGCAAAGCUCCGUUCAAAAAAUGACUUACGUUCAGUUGUGUCGAACGAUGGCAGAAAUCUUAACCUGAUUGAAGUAAACUUUGCCUCGGUUGAUAAUUACAGGAAAACGUCGCUUAAUCGCGAUACUUGGGUCAUGUUAACAAUGGGGUCGCACAACAUACGGGGGUUGACCCUGACUGUACUGACACUGUUUGUACUGGCCCAGUUAUUUGUGUUCUUGUCAGUACUGACCCUGUUAUUCGUGCUCUUGUCAGUACUGACCCUGUUAUUCGUUUUUACUCAACCUGUUUUUCAUGUCCCUGCCAGUACUGACCCUGUUAUUCGUGCUCUUGUCAGUACUGACCCUGUUAUUCGUUUUUACUCAACCUGUUUUUCAUGUCCCUGUCAGUACUGACCCUUUUGUACCGACUCUGCCAUUGUUUGACGCUGUUUGCACGGACCCAUUUAUUAGUGACCCUUUAUGUACUGACCCCGUUAGUACUGAUCCUCUUAUUAGUGAAUUUGUUUCUAGUGAACCCGUGAGUUCUGACCCUGUUUGUACUGACCCUGUCAGAAGGGACCCUGUUAAUACUGACCCUAUUCAUAGUAGUCCUGUUGAUAGUGAACCUGUUUUUACAGCUCCUGUUAUUAGUGACCCUGUCGGUACUGACCCUAUUAUGACAGGCCCUGCUAGUUCUGACCCUGUUAUUAGUGACCCUGUCGGUACUGACCCUAUUAUGACAGGCCCUGCUAGUUCUGACCCUGUUAUUAGUGACCCUGUCGGUACUGACCCUAUUAUGACAGGCCCUGCUAGUUCUGACCCUGUUAUUAGUGACCCUGUCGGUACUGACCCUAUUAUGACAGGCCCUGCUAGUUCUGACCCUGUUAUUAGUGACCCUGUCGGUACUUACCCUAUAAUGACAGGCCCUGCUAGUUCUGACCCUGUUAUUAGUGACCCUGUCGGUACUGACCCUAUUAUGACAGGCCCUGCUAGUUCUGACCCUGUUAUUAGUGACCCUGUCGGUACUGACCCUAUUAUGACAGGCCCUGCUAGUUCUGACCCUGUUAUUAGUGACCCUGUCAGUACUGACCCUAUUAUGACAGGCCCUGCUAGUUCUGACCCUGUUAUUAGUGACCCUGUCAGUACUGACCCUGCUUGUAAUGAGCCUUUUACUUGUUGCAAAUCUUUUUCAUAUUUUUAAAGUUAAAUUGGCGUGAGCCACCAAUGAUAAGUUUUACUGUACGAGCCAUAGGGUCAGCAUUUGAACGCUUUGACUAUACCAACCGUUAAUAGCAAGGUCAGAUUAUUGGUUUUUAUUAUUUUGAUUUUUCACGUUUUAGCAUUUCUUACGCAUACUGGGCGUGUCUGAGGAACCAGUACACAAUGUGUAAAAGAGAGAUCAGGCCAAUGUUCAACUAUUACUUCGCCCGACUGGGCCCGUAAGUUCAUUGCUGUUGUUGGGGUGGAAAGAAGGUGAUGCUGAAACGGUUGGGCUGAAUGGUUAACGUUUCUGAUUAAUCAACUUGUCUGCGGUCGAUGUGCAAGGCGAUAUGAGACACAAAAUAGGGUAACACAUAAAUAAACAAAACAAAUAAAGAACAUGACGGCAAGAAGCCUUCGUCAGCAAACGAUAGUUUCAACAAAAAAAAGGAUAUACAUAUUUUAAGAAAAAGCGACGUGAGUUACAGUUACAGUCUGAAGGGAUAAAUGGGGUCAGAGAAGCAGUUAAUCUAAGAUGAUGAAACCGACCACUGUUUAAUUGAACAUUUUAAUCUUUGGGGGUGUUGAGAGGUGGGGGCUGUUGCAAUUUCGGAUGGGACAAUCAUAAUUAUCAUCUUGAUCCCCCUCCCCCCCACUUUAAAAAAAAACCUUGUAUUUGGCGUGAAUACUGUUUUUUUCAAACGCAUUUUUGUGUGAUUUCCCUGUUAGUUCUGAUCUUGUUUGCAUUGGACCAGUUAGUACAGACCUUCUUAUUAAUGACCCUGUUACUACUGAGCUAUUUGUACUGAGCCUUGAAGUACUGACUUUGUUUGUUCUGGACAUGUGUUACGUACCGUUACAGUUAUCAAGAGGACAUCUGUGUUUAUAGAUGCCUCGUAUACGAAACAACAUGAAACAGAAGACGGAUCUAGCAGUAUAAACAGAAAAAACGCUACCUAAGCUAGCGAUACUAAAAUUUAUUUUAAAUAUUUAAAUCAAUUUCUAUAUAAAUACAAAUUUGAGUACAGAAGAUAAGAGUGCAUCAACUUAAAGCAAGUGGAAAAAAACAAACACCAAAAGAGAAAUAUUAAUGUAUACAAUUAAAAAUGUAUACGUCUCGAUGUCUGUAUAUAAGUCUGCAUAAAUCUCGGUCAUUUUGUCCACUGAGAAACCUUGUUUGCUUUAUAUAUUGAUUAUAUCCGAACGCUUUAGUACAGAAAAUCUAGAAAUUACGUCACCUAUUGGCAUUCAUUAGAACAAAUAGAACGCAUACUAAUGUAAAAAAAAACCUUUCUUCCCAGCCAGGACAAGAACUUUCCGAACACGGAUAACUUCACGGUGAGGGUAACCAAACUGGGCAAGACAUUUGCCGUGUCGAAUGUUGACAAUACUCCUCGCAACCCAAUCACACGUCCUACUAGGUGGGGGGGGGGGCAGUCUUUGCGAAGACGUUCAUUGCAGGAGAUUUUAAUGCCCGUUCGCCCAUGUGGGGCUAUGCAGAGCGUAAUGCGUCAGGUAAACACGUUGAAGAGGUCUGUCUCGAUUCGAAUCUCAUUAUGUUGCAAGACGGAGAGAGUGCGCCCCACUCUACGGGACACAGCACGGAAUCCAGAUCAGACAUGACUCUAGUUUCCGCGGACCUAGCGACCAGUCAGCGUCUGGAAUUGUCGAACGACCUUGGCCGUGGGUGUUGUGCGUACUGCCCCGCAUGCAAACCUGAGAGCUCAGUUUUGAAUGCGUUCCAGUCGCCCGAGAGCCGCGCGACUCACGCGAAGGUCUGGACUGGAAGGCUAUUGUCCACUGCCCCCCUAAUCUACUGAGAUGAAGGACCUCAGUAGUCUUGCGUCUGCGCAUCAAUUGGUGCAGGCCAGCCUUUUUCACCAGGCCCAAUUUUUGUGAAGUCAUGGCACAUAGUUCGUGUAUAUGGUUGCGAAGCUUCUGAUCCAACUUCACGCCUCAAAAAAACUUUCCCACUUCCAAGCAUGCUUCCUGGACGGUUUCCCAUCUGUGUAGCCCCACAUGGGCAACUGGGCGGCAAAGUCUCCCUCUAUGAUAGUCUUGGCGAAGAACGUCUCAGCGCAACCCCCCCCCCCGGGUUGGUAGUGUAAUGAGGGUUGCGUGGUGUGUUCUAGAUAUUGAUCACGGCGAAUGUCUUACCCAGUUUGGUUACCCUCACCGAGAGGGUAUCCAUAUUUUGAGUAAUUCUUCACUUCUGCGACUUGUACCGCGAGGUCGUUUCUUACCGCUGUGGUAAUCCCUCGACACCUGCCACACUUGCAAUUGUAUCGCGAAUAACGUGUGAUGUGGAAAGGCUUAGCAUGCAAGAAGUUUUCCUGGAAUAAGGCUUCAUCCGCUUGACGUUCGUGGAGCAGUUUGGUUACUUCGUGCGACUUUUGUCGGAUUCCACAUACAUUCAGUUGGAGGACCAACACGGCUUGCUCAGCACGGCCCUUCGCUCCCUUUCUUUCACGACCAGACACGUGUUGGUCUUGCGAGGACGCCUGUCGAGGGUGGAAUGAGCAAGCGGUGACCGCUUCACCUCGAGGGUGACAGUGGAGGGGGGUGGAUGGUGCCCUGCGACCUCAACAGAAGUUCGACCCGUGACCACCUCGUCCCCCGGAAGUGGCAGAUUGCGUUUUGGGUUUGGGCAGAAGUCUUCCUCUCAUUGUGAAGGGGAUACUUCGAGACCCCCCUUCCUCGCCCAGUGAGUCUUUCAGUCGGGACGUGGCAAGUGCCCAAGGUUAUUUAGCUUUGGGUAGUCGGGUCCACCCUACUAGUCCAACGUGCGGCGAUAGGCAUGACCCUUGCGGACACAGCAAAUUUUCCUCGCAGUUCUCUGUGUUCACAGAUGGCCGACCUUGUUACUACUGACGCUGCUAGCACUUUCCCUAUUAGCGCUGACGCUAUGUGUGCUGACCCUGUUUGUCCUGACCGUGUCUGUACGUACCCUGUUUGUCCUGACCUAGUUUAUACCGACACCGCUUGUACUAACUCCUUUUUUUUUUUGUACUGACAAUGUUUGUACUGACCUCGCUUGUACCGACCCUUGUAUGUCUUGAGUGAUCAGAUACAUGAUGAUUUCCACAUUUUGUUUUCCCAUAAAAGAACACUCCAUUUUUCUCUUCUACCCCCCUCCCCCCCCCCCCCCCCCCCCCCCCCCCCCCCCCCCCACCCCUCCCCCCCUCCCCCCCCCCACACACGCUCCACAGCAGGUGCUUAUUACGUCACUCCGAAAGAAACUUUAUCAUGCUAGGAGAGCAAUGCGAGCACAGUCCCAAUGACCCUACGGAUCCUGAUUCGGCUGACAGGCAACGACAAGGCAAAGGCGGUUGUUCCAGAUACCUGGGACGCGUAGAGCUGCUCCUUCAGUGUUUUGUAAUGACGCAAGCAGUAUUCUGUCUUUAUUAUAGACCAUCGGUAAAAAAACAAGAAAAAAAUGUUUGA